UGCCUGCCUGCCUGCCUCCCUCCUUCAAUGCCACCCUACUCGUCUCGGGCUGGAGCCCGGAGUUGGGGCAGAGGCGGGCAGGCUCGGCGCAAGGAGUCUCUCUGCGCCGCCUCAGAGCCCGCCGUGGGAUGCUCUGGAGAGCCGGCCCGAGCUGGCCCUUCGCCCGAGCCGGCGAGAAGGAGGCGAGGAGGCGUCUGACAAGAAAAGUCCGAGGCGCAGAACUUGGGAAGCUUGGAGCCCGUUGGCGUUGAAAGCCUUGGAAGCGCGGCAAGCACUGAGGGAAAAGGGACCUCCAAGCCAUGCCUCCGUCGCGGCAGCCGAGAGGGUUGGAUUGCCUGCUGCUCGCCUUCUUCCUCUGCACAGUGGUGGAAUGCCGAGGGGGAAUUGUGGACAGCAUGCAGCGGUUUGCAAGCUUGCCAGUGUACCUCCCGGCGAGUUAUAGCAUCUCCAAUGCCAACGUUUCCUUCUUCUUGAAGGAAACCAACCAGGAUAUCAUGAGGAAUGCUAGUUUGCAGUCCCGAACGGAGCCUUUCUUGGUCUAUCGAACCAAUAGCUUGCCUGGGUUAAAUGCUACUUAUGGUCCAUUUACUGUGGAACAAACCGUGCCUCCGAACCUCCUGCAGACCUCUGCUUUGUUCAGUUUUGCUGACCGGUUCACUUUUAACUGGAAGUUACAGUCGCAUAUCAUUGACAGCUCCGUCUAUUCUAACAGGCCCAAAGUCCAAGCUUUGUUCUAUGUUUCUGGCAAAGACUGGGAAGACUAUGAUCCUUCUGAGAUCCUGCCCUGUGUGCGGAUGAUGGCCUUCCAGGAGGAUCGAGUGGCUGUCAGCAGCUGUCGCUUGAAAGGUCCUUUGGGGUUAUGUGUUGCCGAGCUGGAGUUCUCACCAAGCUGGUUCAACCCUGCCUUGGCCACUGCAUUGCCACCAUCACUUCUAGAGUUUCAACAGAUGGCCAGUUCCUUGGAAGGGACUACUGUGGAGCUUUUCUAUUGGAUGUAUUCAGUGAAUGGGGAGUGUUCUUCAGAGGACCAACGCCCCGAAAACUUUCUACACCCAAAAGGCCAAGAGAAAGCACAGCUGCCUUUAGUGCCAAUGGAGAGAAUUGGAAGUAUUAUUCUUUACCCAGUUCAAGACAAGCUGAAGAAAUCUGUCCUGAAUCUUGAUGACAACGUUGUGCUGUCUUUGCCACUCAGCCCCGUCAAGAAAGGGGACCUUGUCAUGUUUCAUGUAUCCCUCGCCAGUGGCUCUCGAACAGAUCAGUUUACACUAAGAAUUAAGGCUGCUCCAGGUGUGAAGAUAAUAGACAUCCGAGUCAGCGAUCCAGACCAAUGGGGAGUUCAACAAGAUGUAGACAAUGGAAGGACACAGACCACUGCCACCAUUGUAUGCGAACGCUUCGAUCCAACCACAGAGAGCAGGGUGAACAUCUCCUCCUAUGAGAUCCUGCAGAUGGACUUUGAAAUUGACAACAGCAGUGGGCUAGUUGGGGUCCAGCAAAUCACUUGGCAGGUUGAAUACCCUCGAGAUGAUGCUGUGAGUGAGCUUGUGGUCUCGGAGAUCUUUGUCAGCCAAGCAACAUUUUCCGGAAUUGUUCCACUCGCAAUGGACACAGAAGUCCUCAACACAGCCAUUCUGACAGGGAAGCCGGUGUCUGUCCCAGUAAAAGUGGUUGCUGUUGAAGAGGACGGAUCAGUACAAGAUGUGUCCGGAUCGGCUGAAUGCAAAUCAGCAGAUGAAGACGUCAUAAAGGUUUCUGACAACUGCAACGCCAUCUUUGUUAAUGGGAAGGAAAUGAAAAGCAAAGUGGACACCAUUGUGAACUUCACAUAUCAGCAUUUUACCACCCAGCUAGAAAUCACUGUAUGGGUCCCGCGACUUCCUCUUCAAAUAGAGAUCUCUGACACAGAACUGAGCCAGAUCAAAGGCUGGAGGAUCCCUGUCACCUCCAACAAAAGGCCGACACGUGACAGUGACGAGGAAGAAGAUGAUGAAAAGAAAGGCAGAGGCUGCACCCUUCAGUACCAGCAUGCCAUGGUGCGAGUCCUGACCCAAUUUGUUGCAGAAUCAUCGGACUUUGGAGGCCAGCUGACCUACAUGCUUGGUUCCGAGUGGCAGUUUGACAUCACAGAUCUCGUGGCUGAUUUCAUGAAAGUGGAGGAAUCGAAAGUCGCCAAGUUACAAGAAGGCCGUGUUCUGGUUGGCCGUGAGCAAGGGAUUACAACUGUUCAGGUUCUUUCUCCUCUCUCGGAUUCCAUUUUGGCUGAGAAGACUGUGAUUGUACUGGAAGAUCGAGUGACCAUCACAGACCUUGGGGUACAGCUUGUGGCAGGCUUGUCCCUCUCACUCCAGACAAGUAAAGGAAACAAGAGAGUGAUUGUCACAACAGCAUCGGCAUCAGAUAUCCUUCAUUCACCCAAACAGGAAGCUGUUGUGAGUGCUUGGAUUCUCUUCAGCGAUGGCACUGUGACACCCUUAGACAUCUACGACAUGAAAGAUUUCUCUCUCACCAUAACAUCAUUGGAUGAAAUGGUGGUGUCCAUUCAUGAAAGUCAAGAGGAAGACUGGCCCGUGGUAGUGGCAGAAGGAGAAGGUCAAGGGCCACUGAUUAAAAUAGAAAUGGUGAUCAGUGAGCCUUGCCAGAAGUCCAAGCGGAAGAGCAGCUUGGCUGUUGGGAAAGGAACCAUCAAGGUCAAGUUUGGCCAGAAAGAGUCAGAUCACAAAGGGGACACUAAUGAUGUUGAAGAUGCUGAUGCUGAUUUUAAAAACCAAGGGGGUAAUGGCGUAGAAAAGUCAUUGGAGCAAGAAAGGUCAGGGCAAGACUGGCAUAAGUAUGGAGUUUCCAUGAAUCAUGAAGAGGCUACCAACCAAAGCACAACAUCCAAACCUUCUGUUCAUCAGAACACACGUGGAGAUGGCCAACUCCAAAACAGUCCAACCUCUUUUACAACCUUUCCCAUACAGGUCGACAUUCCUGGGCAGAAUCUCCCAGGGGAUCUCCUUUUGAAUCCCAGAGGACUAACGGAUCUUGAGAUAGGCAUGUAUGCACUACUAUGUGUCUUCUGCCUAGCGAUUUUGGUCUUCUUAAUCAACUGUGUGGCGUUUGCAUGUAAAUACCGGCACAAGAGGUUUGCUGUUAGCGAACAGAGCAACCUGCCACAUUCCCAUGACUGGGUGUGGCUUGGCAAUGAGUCCGAACUCUUGGAGAAUACAGUGGACAUUUCACUCCCAUCAGAAGAAUGCACCACCAUGAUCGACAGAGGGAUGCAAUUUGAGGAAAGCAAUUUUCUCCUCAAUGGGAGCUCUCAGAAGAACCUCCACAACCAGAUCCUUUUCUCACCUGAAUACGAUUGUGAGAAAGAUCUCUCAAACGAACCUGUCAAUCCCCCUGGGCCCAAGCGGAAAAGGGUCAAGUUCACCUCCUAUACCACAAUCUUGCCAGAGGAUGGUGGCCCUUAUACCAACUCCAUUCUUUUCGACAGCGAUGAUAACAUCAAAUGGGUGUGCCCAGAUAUGGACUUAGAGGAUUCCCAAGACCUUAGAGACUAUAUGGAAAGGCUGCAAGAUAAUAUGUAAAAAUGCAAAAUAAAAUUAUAUAUAAAGAGAGAAGAAGAAGAAAACUUUCUUACGUUUGUAUUCACCUUUAUGCCUUCUGUUUUAUGGAUAAUGGAACAGUCAAACCAGCCAGCAAUAUAAGACUCUCCAAUUCUUUUGGAGGUUCAGAGACAAUAACUUCACAUCAUUGUGAUCAGGUGCAAGAAAAAUCUGGCUGUGUUAUCCUGUUUUUGUCAGAUACAAGGGUGUGGGCUAUACCCUCCAAACAGCUGCUUAACAAUCAUAGAGGUAAUGGCACCCACCCAGAUGUUUUUCUUAUGUCGCCUGAUACUAGUAAAUACUGACCCAGCUACGGCUAGACUCCGAAGAUGGUUGAGCCUAUCCUGUGACGACAAGCCGUUACUUUGGAAAAAUGGACAAUGUUGUAGGGUGGGGUGGGGGAAAGGAAUUUUUUUCCAAGAAAAUACUCUUUGUAAAAGCACAGUAGACAUUCUUUGCUUAUGGCAGGAAUCUCAGCUCCUUUUAAAGGAUCAGAAUGAAUUGGCCUAAUGUAAUCUGUUUAUUGGAAGUACAAGCAAAUAUAUCCUUUUGGGUUGUCUUUUUCUUUUCCUCUUCUCUUCUUCCCCUUCACUUUCGCCACCACUUUUUCCUUUCCUUUCCUUUCCUCCUUCCCCUCCUGCUCCUCCUGCUCCUCCUCCUCCUCCUCCUCUUCCUCCUCCUCGGCCGCCGCCGCCUCCUCCUCCUCCUCCUCCUCCUCCUCCUCCUCCUCCUCUUCUUGAAAACCAGUAUUUAUCACUGUGGUUAAUUUGUUUGACUGUAUCAUUUAUAUAGCUUUCUUGAUUUUAUUGGUAAAUUUGCUCUUUUCUGCUGGGGAGAUUUUUCCCUCCCUGGUUGUACCAAAGUGUGCUACAAUAUAUUCUGAUUAGGGCUGCAACGUUUAGUCGAUAAAUCAAAUAGAGACCUUGUGAAUGAGGAAGAAAUGCACCCCCCAAGUUAACUGGGAAGCAGAUUCUUUUUAAAAAAACCAACAGCUUUUAGUAUGAAUAUUCCAAAGCAUCUUAGCAGAGGCACAUAUGUAGAUGACAAAAAAGAAAAAGAAAAAAAGAGCAGGGCAGCUACAUUGCUGUAUCCCCAUUCUUCAAACAGUGACCCUGACAAUAUUUUCUAAAACACCAGACACCUCCUUGUUUUAGGAUGUGAAUAAAACUUUUAAGGUAUUUCCUUUCUUGUGGCUGCUAUACAGGAACAGAAUGAGCAAAGUGAAAACCUUCAGAUGGUGUUAGACUCCAGCUCUCAGAAUCCCAUACUUUUUGCUAUCCUGUAUAGGGCUGUGAUUCAAUGAAGCUGGAUGGUUGUGCUUUGUCCACCCUGGAUAUAGGAAAACGAAAAGCUAGAAUAAUUACUAAGCGGUCAUGCAAUCACGCUGGCCACAUGACCUAGGAGUUGUCUAUGGAUUUAGAAUUGAGUUGGACUCAACUAGACUUAAUGUCAAGGGGAAACCUUUAACUUUACCUUUAGGGGUGGACACUUCUUUCCUUUCCUUGGAUGAUAUCGGUACUCCCCACUUGCAGUCUGAAUUGUAACACUCCUCUGCAAGGAUGUGUUUAUUUCUGUUUAAAAUGCAUUUGUGUUUAAAUUUCAGUGGCCUGAAGCAGAUCAUAUAUUAAAAGCUCAGCAACCAAAAUCUUACCUUUUGUCCCAACCAGGGCUUGUUUACAUUAAAAAAAACUGUAUUCACCCUGACUCUGACGCUGGAAGUCUUCAGACCAUAUCACAUUGGGAUCUCCUCUUUUUCUGAGACUUUUUGAAUGGGAUUCCAAAUGGGUCCUAUCAUAUGACAUUUGACCCAUUCCGUCAGUAAUCCAUUGGAAUUUGUCUUCAAAACAUUACAGAAAUGGCAUAAUUGCACACAGGAUUCUAGAAGUCUUUUUAAAAAUUGAAAACGGUUCUGAGGUGCUGUUUUUAUGUGUGAUCAUCAAAUAGUUAAAAUCUUGUGAUAGCUGUAGUUCAAGACUUCCAAACUACACCACUGCACGAUAUUACAAUCUUUUUUAUAAAGUGACAUUGGGAGGUAUUUGAAUGGAUUGGGAGAAUCCAGCCUUCUGUGAUGUGAUCAGUCAAAGUGCAACACGUUCAAAUUGUAAGAAUCCAGUGUGAUGGGGUCAUCAUGCAUCCCACCUGAAUACAAUAUGCAUCCUGUCCUAAAAAAAUAAUAAUACAGGGUGCAUACUGAUAUAAAUGGAGUAUAUCCCAAUGUGUUAGGUCCUAGAAGACACACACUGGAACUUGUAGUAAAUAUUUAUUUUAUUUGCAAUAUUUAUAUUCCACCUGUCUCACCCCGAAGAGGAUGCAGAGCAGAUCACAGAACACAUGUACAGCAAACAUUCAGUGCCAUUAUAUGCUGACAAGACAGACAUCUGUACAUAGAUAGAGGUAUAUAUAGGCUUUCCCAUCUUUGGCAUCUUGGAGGCUGUGCUCGGUUCCAGCCACGAGGGGUGUGGAGGUUGCUGUCUUGCUCUAAAGAUCAAGAGCUUUGUUCAUAAACUUCCUCCUUGAUGGAAUCGGCAUUUUCUGGCAUUUCCUUAUGGGUACCUUAAAAUAUUCCCUGCUUUAAAAUGGUACCUGUUUAUCUACUCACAUUUGUUUUCAAACUGCUAGGUAGGCAGAAACUAGGCUAAAGCCAGGAGCUCAUCCUGACCCAGGCUUCAAAUUGGCAACCUUUCAGUUGGCAAGAUUUACUGCAGCUGGCAAUUAACCUGCUGUGCUAAAGCCCAAUCCAAGUAUCUAGAGUUUUUUGCUCUUAACCCUUGCUUUGCGUAUCUAUGGGGUUUGUGGCCAUUUGGGCUGUUGGAUCAGGUCUAUUUUAGCUGCUCCAUUGUUCAAAUGCAUAUGGCCAUCACCAUCUUUUUCCUGUGCUGAUCAGUGCAGAGGAGCUCCCUGAAAGUGCCUGGGCAUUGUGGUUUCAUCUUCAGAAGUUGGAAUUGAGUGCCUAUCUGAUCAGGAAGAAGAAAGGGGCCCAUUUUACUGAUCUAAUCUUGGGUUGGCCAGACACGAAUGCAAAGGGUUCAUAGUGGUCCAUGUGGCCUCCAUCAUGGCUGAUUCUGACCCAGUCCAGUACAUAAUGCUAGAGCCAUUCAAUCAAUGGCUUAAUGGUGAAUCAACACUAAUGUAAAAUCAAUUGAUUUAAUUAUUCUACUUUUUCACGUCUCACAAUUGGCUUGAAGCCAAUGGGUUUUAUUAGCUGAACUCAUGCAGGAAACACUAUUGAGUUCAAUGGAAAUUUGUCUGAAGUGACUGUGCACAUGACUGUAAUCGUGCUGAUUGUAGUAGAAUGGAUAAUAUGUGAUCUUUCUGGCAGGUGGGAAUGUUACAUUUGGGGGCCAUGAAUCCCAGAAUCACCCAGCUAGCAAAGCCACUGCCUAUACGGGAUGCUGGGAAUGUCAAUCCAAAAAGUAAAUCUGCUCUGGGGAAAUUGUGUGUGAGUGUGUAAGUGAGUAGCCACACUGGCAUCAUGAAUUUCCACACUGCAGAAUUUACCUGUUCAUCACAAGUUGCCUCUUCUAAGAUGUAAUGCCAUUUAAAGGAGGAAGGAUAGAAUAGGUUUUCUUCUUUAGGACAAUCGUUCUUGCUUAUAUGCAAAUAUGUGCAGAACUAAUUAAUUAAGUAGCUGAUUAAUCAAUUAAAACUCAUACGAUUAAUUGACUAUAUUUCCUUUAAGCUGUGUUACAGCCCUAAUUUCUUUGUUUCAGGGUUUUGUUUGCUAGCUGUUUGGCAUUGCUUCCCAACUGAUUUUCCUUCCUUGUUUCCUUGCUUCCUUCCAUCCAUCCUUAUCUCUCCUCUCCUUCCUUCUUUCGCCUACCCUUUCUACCAAUCUUUAAUUGGGAAAAUAAAGGUUUUAUCUGCUGACAGGGCAACUGUACAUAAAUUAAUAUCUUACAAGGAUGGCUGAGGGGAGGAGAAAAAGACAUUAAGUAGUCAUUCUGUCUAAUUGAGUCAAAGAUUCAAUUGAGUCUUAGAAGACAAGAUAUCUUCUUUAGUGGUCUCCGCACUGCUUUUGUGGACGAGGACAGGAAAUUUGGGAGGGGAUAGGCGUUUCUGUGUUUGCUACAGCCAUUUUGCCAAGGAAAAGAGUAAGCAGCAUUACUAUUGGACAUAUUAGGGAAAUGUAUGUUUGGUCCAGCUGGGUAAACAGCUGUAUGGAGGAUAGGCGUGUGGUUGGGUGACAAUCAGGAAAAUAGCACAUAGAGGAAAGGCCAGCACUCCCCCUCCGCACUGCAACUUUGAACUUAAUCCUUCCCCUUCUUUUACAAAAUGUCCAAAGAUGGACAUUGACUCUUCUCAGUUGUCUCUUCUUUAAAUUGCUCAACAAGCAACUGAUAAGAAAAAACAGGUCUAGAAUCCUGACAUCGUUCCGAUUCCAGAAGUGAAUCAAAGAUGCAGGUUGCUUGGAAGCAUCAGGCUCCAAUCCAACACAGGGUACUUACAUCAACUGAAUAAUAUGCCAAAGAGGAUGAUAGCUUGUAGUAGGCCUUGGGAUCAAUCCACAACAUUGCCUGAGAAAGAGCGGGAGCCACACAUGAGGAGAAGAAAAAGAUGGUGCCACCUUCAUUACCAGUACAAAAUCAGACUGGUAGUUGAAUCCACGACAGUGUGGUAUUACCCCAUCUGUUGAUGGGGCAAUAGCCUCCAACAUAACUGAAGGCAGUUGGCUAACAUAAGUGUGCAAUGCAAACCACUUGGCUCAUAGUUGUUCUUCAAACCUUGCUACCACUGCCUGGCAUCUGCCACUUGAGGCAACUGUCUUGUUCUGCCUAAUGUCAGAGCAGUGGAAGGACUGGUGGCCCAACUCAGGAUAACCAUACAUCUACAUUGUAGAAUUGAUACUAUGGAAUUCUUGGAGUUGUGGCUUGGUGAGGCACCAGCACUCUUUUGCAGAGAAGGCUAAAGACUUUGUACAAUGUCAGCUCCUGUGAUUACAUAGCAUUGAGCCAUAAAGUGGUGUCAAAUUGCAUUCAUUCUACAGUGUAGAUGCACUCUACGACUGGGAUCUUCGUGAUGAACUACACCAGUGAACCAUGCUGGCACAAAUGUUGGUGUCAAGAAAAAAAUGCUGCAGCCAGAAAGGGAGUUAUGCAGUGGAGAAAUUGGCUGCUGGAAUGGAGAGAUAGUUUUUAGGCCAGUUCCUGGGGUUCAGAAAAUUGCAUUGGAUAGACCACAUCAGCUCUAAUUUCUUAGCUAUGGCUAUCAUGAUUUUCUAUGGGAAAAUCAUGAUAGCUUUUUUUUGUGUGUGUCAGGAGUGACUUGAGAAACUGUAAGUUGCUUCUGUUGUGAGAGAAGGACAUUGCCCAGGGGAUGGCCGGAUGUUUUGAUGUUUUACCAUCCUUGUGGGAGACUUCUCUCAUGUCCCCGCAUGAGGAGCUGGAGCGGACAGAGGCAGCUCAUCCGCACUCUCCCCGUAUUCGAACCUCCGACCUGUCGGUCUUCAGUCUUGCUGGCAAAAGGGUUUAAUCCAUUGCACCACCAGGGAAAGCAGGUGAAGACUGGUAGAUGUUUUCUGUAUCUCAAAAACUAGAGUGAAUAGAGGAAAACCGGUGCCAUUUUGGUAAUCAGCAGGUCAAAGAUACUCAUAAACCGGACUAAUAUUUGAGACACCAAAAUGUAUAGUGGCCAGUGUAAAGCCCAAAUCUUGUUAGUCACAUAAGUGUGGCUUAUGCCAUGUGCUCAUUUUUGGAUGGGCUACAAGCGACUACUCUGUGGACCCCAAGCCUCUACCCAGCAGCUUUCAAGUUCAGGGAGGAGCUGUCACUGCUGCUUACCAGUGCGGACAGGACAAAGGGGAGGCAAUUGCAGAGUUGAUGAUGUCUUCUGCACUAUCUUCAUGAAUGCAUCCUUUUUGCCUUCCCCUUAAAAACCAGAGCCUCUUCACUGGCAGGAUUGCCUCCCCGCUCUGUGACCUCCUCAUGCAAAAGCAGCAGAAGCAGCCCCUUCUUGGGUAUGAGAUACUGGGAUGGAUAGAGGACAGCAAACUAUGUGGGCAGAUCAUUGCACCCUACAUUGCUGUUGCGGGAUCUUGGCCUUUUUGUGCCUUCUUUUCCUCACGACCAUCGUAGGAGCAAUGAGAGGUAUCUAGAGGAUUUGGGCAAAGUGCAUCCCUUGACAUUCUUAAAUCAUUUCCUUUAGUCGAAUGAAAUGAAAUAAGCAACAACCUGAACAUUUCCCAUCCUUUCCAGGGAUUCAAAAAACGACGCACAAGUUGGUGAGCUUUUUCAGCCAUUUCUAGAUGUAACCAUUUAUAUAGAAACAAUCACUGGUAGACUUUAAAAAUAGAGGCGUGGUGUUCAAUGCUGUGUGUGUGUGUAUGUGUGUAUGUGUGUGGGGUGAGCUUUCUGAAUCCCCAAGAAGCAAUUAAAAUCACCAUUUUAAAAAGGAUUUCUCAAAAAGACGUGCGUGGCUUUGAAACUGACAAGAUCAAAAGACAUCUAAAGUGUGGCACAGUUUCUAGAUUAAAAUUGCAUAUAAAUUGCUUUGCUCUCCAGUAGAUGUUGUAUUACCCUUUCCUAGGAACAAGCCCAUAAAGGUGCUUUUUAGGAGUGGUUAAUUAUUUAAGUAGUGAAAAUGGCCACACUUUGAGAAUAUUGAAAUCCUAGAAAUCGGAAAUGUAUUUAUUUAUUACUGUUGAAUGUAACAUGAAGCACUGUGAAAUGAUUUCUUGAAGGUUUUCUUUGGGUGGGGAGGGGGGAGCUUUGGAAGUACAACACCAUGUGACCAAUUCAAUUCCGGGUUUGUUUCCAAAUGCCACAGACACGGAGGUGAUGCAUGCAUGCACACUUCCAGCAUAACAAUAUUAUUGUGUUGAGGCUAUGCACAAUAAAGAUUCCUAUCAGCCAUAUGGGUUGACGAAUGGAGCUCACAGUUAAUGAAAUUAUAUAUUCGAGAUGUACAGAACACCGAAUGAGAACAAAAUAUUCUGAGUAUGUUUUAUUUUUGAAAGAUGUUUAUAUUAUAAUCACAUACAUCAUCGUGUAAUGUGCACCCAAAGGAUUAUGUUAAACACUAGCUCCAUUGUAACAAAGCCUGGCAACAGCGUGUGGCGCAACAGAAAUAUUAUGUUCUGAAUAGAUUGCAACAAACUGGAAAAGUUAUAACUCAGAGAAAUUUUCCCCAUCAUCAUGAUUUUGUCAUACGACCCAUUUGUUAAGAAAGUUUGCAGCAGGACAAAUCUAGGUUCAAAUGGAAAUCUGUCACAUUGUUCUGGGAUGCACGUUGCAUGAUGCUGUAAUUCUGUGACAAUUGAUUUGCUUGUCAGAAUAAUCAAAUAGAGAAUUCAGAAAAUGACUUUAGGAUUGCAAUCUCCAGAAUUCGAGGUCAGCUUAGAUCAAGCAUGAGCAAACUUCAACCCUGCGGGUGUUUUGGAGUUCAACUCCCACAAUUCCUAACAGCCUACUGGGAGUUGAAGCCCAAAACAUCUGGAAGGCCAAAGUUUGCCCAUGCCUGGCUUAGACACCACCAAUGGGAAUUCUGGGAGUUGGAAAUCCAGUCACAUUUCCAAGCUUUUGUCAGGAGUACCAAAAUCAGGAUAUUUAGUCCCUAAAUCGGAAACUCCCAACAGUUAUAGGCUCUUUUAAGAUUAAUAGAUCUCAACCUUUCUCAACCUUUUGUCCUCCAGAUUGUUGAUACUUAAACUACCAUAAUUCUUGACUGCUCACCAUGCUGGCUAGGCAAUUGGUGAGCUGAAAUUCAAAACAUCUAGUAGCAAAGGAUGACAAAAACGUUGACCAUGUGAAACAGGGUAUAUUCAGUGUGUCAUUCUCCAAAACCAAAGUAUGGAUUUGCCCUCCUACCCUUCCCCAGCCCCCUACAGCUAGAGCUAUGAGAAAGAAUGGCUGUGUGUGAUGUCUGAGAAGAAAAGUUGAUGGAUCUAAGCAAAGAGAAGGCCUUUGAGGGUCUCAAUGCUCACUUCAUAUUUGAAGUUACCUUUACAGGUCACCAAGGGUUCAUCUACAUCAGUGGUUCCCAACCUUUUUUUGACUAGGGACCACUUGACCAGGAACCAUUUUGACUAGGGAUCGCUCUCCAACAUUAGUACCAAAAGGGUUACAAAUCAGUUUUUGGUUAACUUUAGAUUCGGUUUGGUUAUUUUGGGUUCUGAUUCAGAAAAUUGCAUUGGCUAGACCACAUCAGCUCUAGUUUCUGAUACAGAAUAUAUGCCAUCCAGUAGGUGCUAUCUGCUCGCCCACAGAAAACCAUAUUUAAUAAGAUUUGGCACUAUAAGAAGGUUUUGUGAGUCCAGUCACUCUCGUUGCAAUGGCAUUGUAACAGUGAGGCUGCGGACCGUAUUUUAGUUCUUGCGGACCACUGGUGGUCCACAGACCAUAGGUUGGGAACCACUGAUCUACACAUACCCUUUUCCUGCCAAAAAAGUGCAGUGUGGAAUUAUAUCUACAAAGGCUGCAUGAUGGAUUGGAAGUAAUUUGUGUUAAUAGGGGCCAAGGCCACCUGAUCUGUUCUUGAACGACCUUAACAAAAGUUGUGGAUUCAUGGAAGCUCCGGAUCUCAUCCACAUUUUGGCCAGUGUAAGUUGUAUUGUUUUCUCUUUGGGAAGCAACCCCAAUUGUUUACACCACCAGUCCAAGGCCAGGUGAUGGCAUCUACCGUGCUGUGUCAUUCCGGGUUUUGUGGUGCCCAUUGGGCACAAAAAUUGUGAUGUUUGUUGCUUGGUUCCUGUAGUUACACUAGCCAAAGUCACAAGGUGAUUGGAGAAAGGAAAGGGAAAAGGAGCCCCCCUCAUUUCCUCCAUCUCCUUUUUUUUUUUUGGUAGUUUUGACACUCUGGCUAUUGUCAUUACAGGUGCCAGGCAGUGACCAGCACCAUUUUCGUGUCUGGUGGUCACUCCAAAGUCCAGAACAAUGGGGACAAGCAAGGUGAUGGUCCAUUGAGCCAGCUUGGGGGCAUGCAAUGCAGCCACCAUCUUGCCCUUGAGCUGGCUCAGCAUCUCACUGUGCAGAUCAUGGUGACACUAAUCUAACAUUUCCCACUCUGGAUCAGCAUUGCUGUUCAUGUUGAUGCACCUAGAACUUUUCCUCUUCUUUUUGACUAGAAAAUAGGGAAUUUUAUGGUAUCCCUCAUUAUGGGGGACCACCACUUGAUGAAGAGGGCAAACUUUAAUAAUCACGUUAGUAUCCCUGAGGGACUUUUCUUUUGUCUACAUGACAAUCACUAGGGUACCAAUUGGUGCAAAAGACUAAGGCUUUGGUAAACACAUAAAGUAACACAUAUGUUGCUUCCUAACUGUGGUCCCCAAGUGGCAUCUAUUUUGUCCCAUAGAACCAUUAACAACCAAGACUGCCAUUAUCUAGAUAGAAUCCAGACUGUACCAUUUAUUUAUAUAGCCUUAAUCUGUAGUUUCUAUAUCAUGUUAGGUGGUUACCCCAGCCCUGUAGUAGACUUGCUUGUCACCAGAAAUGGUCCGGAAGUCACUUUUGCUUAUGUCGUCCAAGUGCUGGCUGGCAUUUUAAGGCAUGGGAGUAUUGUUGCCGUUCUUGUGUGAGUCUACAGGUGUGAAAGAGCAGUUGUCUUUCAGGUGAUUUUUGCCUGAAGUAUUUGGGCUGUGUGAAGAGUUUUAGAGUGUUGGUUGUGGGUGUGGGGCAGCCUGUGUUCCAUGUUUUCCAUUUAUCUGUUUUAGUAGUAGGGCUGAAAUCAUGUGCCCAGUGUCCUGAAUUCAGUGGAAUUUAUUUUUGAGAAAAUGUGUGUAGGGUUGCACUGUAAACUGUAAGAUGCUCUAAAAGUUGUAAGAAUCUUGCCCAAGGCUUUCCCAGAGUGUAUUGGACAAAAAUCUGUAUCAUGUCAUAUAAAAGCUAUACAUUAUGUUCACGCUAUCAAUCAUACCCAGUUAUUGGUAAUGUAGAGAAAAACAUAUCUAUGUAGAAAUCUGGAAAUGUACAAAAACAGAGCUGUAAAUUAAGACAAAGAAAGAGGACUUUUUAAAAGAACAUGUAAUUUGUAUAUCACUUAAGUUAUAUAUGCCUUGGUUUCCUGCCUUUAAUUAUAUGAGCUAAUUCAUUUCUUUUUUGACAGGCAGAUAUCCAGACUAUUGCUAAGUGGCACUCUCUGGCUCGGGAAAAAUAGAGUGACAUUGUAAAACAUUUAAUGUGAGGAAAUAAAAAAAAUGUUCCUG
Anolis sagrei ordinatus is the source of this 13725-nucleotide messenger RNA. RefSeq names its product transmembrane protein 132B (gene TMEM132B). The record is from RefSeq and is a predicted model, not a curated record. Lineage: Eukaryota; Metazoa; Chordata; Lepidosauria; Squamata; Anolidae.